Messenger RNA from Portunus trituberculatus (swimming crab), 2253 nucleotides. Its product is annotated as sex-lethal homolog. Bases 174 to 1142 code for a protein of 322 amino acids. NCBI's taxonomy places the organism in Eukaryota, Metazoa, Arthropoda, Malacostraca, Decapoda, Portunidae. The record is from RefSeq and is a predicted model, not a curated record. Gene Ontology annotation, molecular function: RNA binding. The transcript is spliced from 7 exons. Gene Ontology annotation, cellular component: ribonucleoprotein complex.
UUUAGAAGGUUGUAAUGGGCAGGCAGGCAGUGCAAGGAAAGUGAAGGCACAUUGUAGGCGCGGUUGGCAGGCGUGCAACAGUGUUUGUGUGGCCACGCGCGUCUCCCGGCACACUCCGCGACACCUCGAUGUUUGGGUUUAUUUAGGUUUAGCUUGAAAAUUACAAAUCUACAAUGAGUUUUGAGUCGACCACCAGUUCUGCGCUCCCUGAAGGGGAGACCCGCACCAACCUCAUCAUUAAUUACCUCCCACAAACUCUAACUGACCAAGAGUUUUACAAGAUAUUUGUUGUUGUUGGACCUAUUAAAAACUGCCGCAUUAUGAAGGACAUGAAGCAGACUGGCUAUUCAUUUGGCUUUGGCUUCGUGGAGUACCAGAAGCCAGAAGAUGCAGCCAAGGCCAUCCUACAGUUGAAUAACCUGCCGGUGCAGCACAAACGUAUCAAAGUGUCUUAUGCUCGGCCACCGGGAGAAGACAUUAAGGAAACUAACCUUUAUAUACAGAAUAUUCCUAGAUCAUACACAUUAGACCAGCUUGAAGAGUUAUUUUCUGUAUAUGGUCAAAUUGUGCAGAAAAAUCUUCUAAAGGACAAAGUAACUGGACUUCCGAGAGGUGUUGGUUUUGUCAGGUUUGAUAAAAAGUCACAAGCUGAGGCGGCAAUCAGUGGCAUGAAUGGCGUGGUCCCUGAGGGUGGCACAGAGCCCCUAGUGGUGAAGGUGGCAGAAGAACAUGGAAAGAUGAAGGCAGCUUAUUAUGCUGGAUACCAUGCAGGAAUUAACAAUUUGAGAGGUGGAGGAGCUGGUGAGUCAAACACAAGCCGAGGGCGUGGAAACUAUAAUAGCCGUGGAGGCAGCGGCGGUGGCGGUGGAGGUUACCAGGGUCGUGGCAACUACAAUAAUAUGCAGAAUCGUCAGUACCACCAGGGCGGCAAGAUGGCCCCAGACCGAACUGCCAAUCGCUAUAACCCCAUCGGCAGUGGUGGAGGUUAUGGUGGUGGAAGCGGUGGUGCAGGCUACUCCGGCCAUCCCACUGGCCAGUCCUCAUUUUAUAGCUUCUCCACUCCUUCGUUCAGUGGAGGAAACUAUACAUCGUUCUCCAGCAUGAACCAUAACUCCAGCAGUGAUGGUUAUGGUCGGUACUGAGGCCAGCCUGUGUGGAUGAUUUGAGUGACAAAAACAAGAUACUUGCAGGAGUUAAAAAAUUAUUAUGAGCAAUCUAUUCCAGUGGGUGUUUUGUAGAUAAUUUAAAGGAAAAUACAGAGCUAAUAACCUGUUACAGUGGUUAAACCAAAUAAUUAUCUUUUUUUUUUUCUUUGUUUACAAUGAUAGUAUAUUCUAGCAAAACGUUGUUUGAUAUUACAUUUUCCUCAUGAAUAGUUGCAUUAUAUCGAAACCUUCCAAGCGAGGGCACUGACAGCUGAAGUGUUAGUCAAGAUGUUUGUUCAUCCUAUGGAAUAUUCAGGCUUUAAUGUCAUUUGAGAAACUGUGCAAUGCAUUUUGAAUGCUUAGCCGUCUGGUGUAGUUGUCUUUAAAAGUUUUUAAGAGUUUCUUUAUGGCACUCUGGAUUUUCAGCUCUGUUUUUCUACAUUGUAACUGGAAAUAUUUUGUUAUUCAAAUUGCAGUUUCUGCAUUAUAGUUGAAAUAAUACAAUUAUUUCUAUGAACUGUUGUCACUCAAAUAUUUUUUUUUUUUAUUAUUUCUUUUUAUGUGCUUUUAAGAUAGCACAGCUGGGACUUGGUUUGCAUUCUAAGAUUUCCCCACAUUUAGUAUACUUAUUUUUCUUUUUUGUUACUCUAUAUAUUAAUCAACAUAUUUUGGAAGUGUGUGUUUUUCAUUAAGUAUUUUAUUAUACUAUGGAUUUUUCCUGCAGCAGACAAAUAAUGUUGCUGUAGCUAGAUAAUGUCAUUUAUCAUGGUUAUUAUACUGUAGUCUUAUUCAUAUAUCCUGUAAUUACAUAAUUGAUGGUUUCAUAUAUCUUUUUCCAUAUGUGUUCUUUGAUGCUUGGAAAAUGGUUUGAUAUUUUUAGAUUAUAAAAAUAAGGUUUUGCUUUAAGUUUUUCAUUGAAAUGUUGACCUCAUGGUUUUGUUUAUGAUGUUCUGUCAUUGAUCGGUAUUCAGUAUACCUGAGCAUAAUGUAUGAUUAUUUCUCUUUUUUUCCAUAAAACUAAACAAGUGUUUUGUACAGUGAAACAUUAUUUUUGCUCACACUGUAAUAAGUUACUUGACAGAUAUAUUUAAUAAAGUGAAACUAUCAA